Messenger RNA from Aplysia californica (California sea hare), 2657 nucleotides. RefSeq names its product protein orai-2. Gene Ontology annotation, molecular function: store-operated calcium channel activity. NCBI's taxonomy places the organism in Eukaryota, Metazoa, Mollusca, Gastropoda, Aplysiida, Aplysiidae. Gene Ontology annotation, cellular component: membrane. The transcript has 2 exons. The record is from RefSeq and is a predicted model, not a curated record. Bases 258 to 938 code for a protein of 226 amino acids. Gene Ontology annotation, biological process: store-operated calcium entry.
CCAGGGGUUUUUGUUAUUAUCUUUUAAAUAAAAGUGAAUUUGUACUCAAAGAGGUAUCAAGAGAUUGUCCUUAAAAACUUAGAGAUGACCUAUUGAAAAGAUUAGGAACCCGGAACCCUCAACAAACCUGGCCAUAUGCGGAAGCCAUAGUCAGCGGAAGUCAGGUUGUGAAAAUUUUGUUUUCAUUAGUGACUUCCGCGACAAUGACUCGAAGCCUGAAAGCCCUUUCAUUUUCUUAGGUUUAACUUUCUCCUCCAAUGCCAGCAAACCAGUCCAGUGCUGGAUCUUAUCAGGAGUGGUUGCUCAAUUCCUACGUGGAACAAAUGUCUCAAACCCAUACAAACACAGCUUUGUCUUGGCGUAGACUUUAUCUAAGCCGGGCAAAGCUGAAAGCCAGUAGUCGAACCUCUGCCUUGCUGUCAGGAUUUGCCAUGGUGGCGAUGGUUGAAAUUUCUAUUGAUAAAGACGACGAGGACAAAUCAGUAAUCCCUGAACCUCUUCUCAUCUUGUUUGGAGUGACCACCACUCUCCUAGUCACGGUCCACCUGGUAGCGUUGAUGAUCAGUACGUGCAUCCUGCCCAACAUAGAAGCGGUCAGUAAUGUGCACAGCGUACAAGCCGUCAGCGAGUCUCCUCACGACCAGAUGCGGGUCUGCGUCGAGAUAGCCUGGGUCUUCUCCACUGGACUAGGCAUCUUGCUGUUUCUCGCCGAGAUUGCCAUCUUGUGUUGGGUCAAGUUUUACAGGCUGAGCACAAACGCUGCCAUAGCAUCCACUGUCAUCGUCAUUCCUGCUGGAAUUUUGUUCAUUGUGUUUUCUUUGAUGUUCUACAAGAAGCUUAUGGCUCAUAAGUACCAAAGACACUCGGAGGGAUUAAAGGAACUGGAUGAGAUGGCGCGAGAGUUGAACAGCACAGGGGAUGGAAACAAUAUUGUGUGAUGAGGAAGAGCUGGUUCAGUGGUGUGGUGACUUUGUGUGAGGAAGUCUGCUCAGUCAGGCUUCUUCUAUUUCUGACAUAAAUUUUAUAUAUAUAUACUCUCACCAAAUUAUCUCUAUAAAACUGCACAUAUGUUUGAGAAUUUUGUCGAGAGGAAAUGAUACUGAGUGUCUUUCUUACACGGAAGUUACUUUUAUUGAAGUAUCAAACGAUAAUUGAUUCAGUUUGUGUUCAUACUUUGAGAAGAUAUUGGCAAUCAUUAAUCGUUGCUUAAUUUAGCAUAUUUUUUUUUCUUAUUGAAGCAUGAAGAAACAAUUGCUGAGCUCAAGCUUUUCUUUUUCCAGUAGGUUUCUUAUUCAGCGCCCUCAUUACCUGUGCAAUUGUAAUGGCAAUAUUCAUCUCAAACUCUCUGGCAAUGGAAGUUUUUCUCUGUGCAUCAUCUGCCCUGCUAGUGUGUGACUGGGAGAUGGUAAGAAAGAACAACUGGUACUCUCUUUUAGCUUUCAGAUGAAAAAGGUUCCUCUUGUGCAUAACGUGCCUUGUGCCUUUUAGAAUAUAUAUACCAAGUAAUAAUAAUUUUCGGUGAUAAGCAAAAUAGACCAGCUCAGAUUUCCAAAGGGCGUAUGACAUAGUGUAGAUGGUGUAAAUUUCUCUGUCUUCUACCAUUGAUAGUUAUAAAUUUAGUUAUGGCAAAAAUAGUUUUUCACAUAGUGUAGAUCAGGAUUGAUUGCAUUAAUUUAGGGCAUACCCUGCUCAAAAACUGGCUUUAUGCUUUCUAUGAUCGAUACAGUUUAGAAGUAGGGUGCAAUCUGUGUAUCAAGUGCUAUCUGUGUAUCAAUUUUGUCAAAAGAUAGAGAGAGAAGCCUGACACUCCCAGGGCUUGCCAUUAGCUUGAGUCGUUCCAUUGACUCUGCAGCGAACUUAUAUAUAUAUAUAAUAUAUAUGUGGUGACUACCUGAUCUGAUGCUACAAAAUGAUAUCAAGUGUAAUCCUGCCUUGUAUGAGAUUUGAAAGGAAUUUGUCAAUUUUUUAUUGUUAAUUUUGAUUCGACAUCGUACCUCUCUGUACUGCAGUAAGCUGAUAAAACACCUUUUUGUUUUUCAUUUUGGUGCAAAAAUUGUUUAUAUAUUUGCUAAAUCGAAAGCCUGGUCAGUUACCCUUCUUUUGUGGAAAAAAUCAAAGUGAAACUGCUACCAAUUUUAGAGUAAAUUAGAAUUCAAUUUUCUAAAUCACGCUUUUUUUUAAAUGGUUACGCGGACAAAAAAAAAACCCAUCUUUUUCUCGAAGCUGCCACGAGGAAAAAAAGCCGUUUUGUCUGCUUACGGCAGUGUAGUGUGUUACCAACAAAAGAAAAAAUACUCAAAGAGAAAUUUAAGCUUUCACAUCCCAUCAAAUAAUACUUUGAGACUGAAUCAGGCUGGUUGCUGUGGGUUUCCUUUUUUUUUCUUUUUAUUAUUUAAUUUUUUUUUCUUAUUUUGUGGGGUUGGGGGGGGGGGGGGUGCACCUCUACAAAAGAUUUAUUUUGCUUUUCCAGGGAAACUUACUCUACGAAUGCCAUCAAUAAGUGAUUUAGUUAAAAGUGCCAUUUCAUUUGGUGCACACUUUUCUUUUCUUUUCAUGCCUUUGUGGAAGCUGAAUUUUAUUUCGUUACAAAAAUGUACUCUCUGUAUUACCUGGCUUUGCAUGUUGUGUUCUGAGGAUAUGGUUAACUUAUUUUUAUC